AUGCGACGUGUACGAGGUUCUUUGUUCAAUGCAGACUUCAACGGAUAUUUUGUUCGUGGUGUCUACAAUGGUCCACCCAAUUGCUCUCACUUUGGAAUCAGCAUAACAGCGGCUAUACUCACAUACCCACCAGUUGGAUCUACCCUAGUGCCAGUUAUAUGCGAGAAGUCAAAAGACUCACCAACCACUAAACCCACCACAAGUGUACCGUUGGAAACGACUUCUCCAUCCUUCCCCUCCUCAUCUUUGCCUCCAUCCGACCACACCUUGACCGCAUCAGAGGAACUUCAGCUUCUUCUGAACCCUGACAUCAUAGAGCAGAAGGUCUUCGAUAUUGGAAUGAAUCUAAGUACAGGACAAUCAAUAGAAGUCAAUAAUAUCUAUGUAUACCGAUCUGUACUCGAAGAUUUGUGUGCUACUGAAUGGACGGACACCAGCCUGAACGGAGAUCGGUUCUCUUUCCCCGUAAACUAUUUCUGUGAAAGGAAUGACCAAUCCAAAGAUGGAAAUGACCAGCGGCCUGUCACUUUAGGAAUUGUUACGUCCGCACGUCUUGCUGAACUCCUUAAUAACAAGACAGCUAACAACGCCACCACCGACAAUAAUGAUGUCAAUCUUCGAGUUGCAAGUAAUGUCAUAACGGCAGUUGUAUACAUGGGUCACGAGUUGGUAUCUAUUCCUUUCAGCUUUAGAAACCAAAAUAUCGGAGAUGACAUGUAUGCCUACAAUCGAGAUCGGCGGUCGUCUAUGUGCAAUUAAAAAACCUAAAAUGUAGCGACUGAAUUAAUCGCAGAGAAAAAGCACUGUAUGGUAGCCGCGCUCGCACAAACUUAGGUUUAACACGUAAACCAAUGGGGAUCGCAGCAAAAUAUAACUAUUUUCCUGGUACCCGGACUCUUGCGGAUAUCUCACUGUUCGUCUCUUAACGGGAAAGGCUAUAAUCACGACUGCAAUUUCGACCAAACAGAUGGCUAGAUUUCUAAGGAGAUGUAUAUAGCAGUGUUUGUUCAUCACGUCAGAAAUACUUUUCACCAACAUGCAGCUUCUGGGAUAUAAAGACCAGGUAUUAUUUUGACAGCCAUAAUAUCAUGAUAUCAGAAAUUAUUUUCGAAAAAAAAUGCCUUUCAUUUGAUUUCUAUAUGUACAUGUUACAUUGAUAAAUGGAUUUUGUCAAACUUAAAACAAUUAUCAUUCCUCAUUGGUCAUUCUUUUAUAAGUGGAGAUCUGUUUGAUGCAGACAGAGGACAAAAUACGAUUCCUAGAGCAAUAUAAUCCCCAGAUCAUGUAGGGAAUAUGGCAUUGUAAUUAUAAGAUUUGAUCAAUCGUAAUUCUUUCUCUUCUUCAUCAUGUUUUUACAUUCUCAAAGAUUUUUGUGAUUAUGUUGAGAAUAUGACCUGUAUUCACUCUUUUUUACAAGUUAAACAACA
Molecule: messenger RNA, 1427 nt
Organism: Strongylocentrotus purpuratus (purple sea urchin)
Lineage: Eukaryota; Metazoa; Echinodermata; Echinoidea; Camarodonta; Strongylocentrotidae
Exons: 5
Coding region: 1-759 (252 amino acids)
Source: RefSeq, a predicted model, not a curated record